AUGGGAAAAAACUAUCGAUUAGAAUCAUGGCUACAAUAUAGAGUAAGAGUAACAAUAAGUGAUACAAGAUAUUAUGUUGGGACAUUUCUUUCAUAUGAUAGGCAUAUGAAUAUAGUUUUAGUUGACGCAGAAGAGUUUAGGAGAGUAAAAUGUAAAGAAAACAACUUUAAGGAAAUAAAAAGAGUGGUUGGUCUUAUAUUAAUAAGAGGGGAUAAUAUAGUUUCGUUCACAGCAGAACGUGCACCCGUUAAUAAAAAGACGACAAGUAAUAUAACAAAUAAAGGUAUUGCUACUGGCCGAGGUAUAUCUUUAAAUAAUUAUGUACCUAUGCAAAAUAAUAUGGCUCCUAAUAUGCCAACAGGUGUAGGUAUAAACAUGGGUACAUCAAAAAAUUUAACACCAACAAUGAAUCCUGGUUUUAGACCCCCCAAUAUGCCAAUGAAUAAUAAAAGACCCCUUAUGCCCAUGGGUAUGCAAAUGAAUCCCAACUUAGGACCUCCAAAUAGUGGACGAGGAUUACCUCCUCAAAUGCCUACCCAAUUGCCAUUCCCACCUAAUGCUAAACCACCAACAGAGCAAUAG
This is a messenger RNA of Plasmodium vinckei vinckei, 582 nucleotides long. Its product is annotated as small nuclear ribonucleoprotein-associated protein B, putative. The transcript is spliced from 2 exons. The coding region runs from base 1 to 582 and encodes 193 amino acids. The record is from RefSeq and is a predicted model, not a curated record. Gene Ontology annotation, molecular function: RNA binding. Gene Ontology annotation, biological process: mRNA splicing, via spliceosome. NCBI's taxonomy places the organism in Eukaryota, Apicomplexa, Aconoidasida, Haemosporida, Plasmodiidae. Gene Ontology annotation, cellular component: U2-type prespliceosome; U4 snRNP; cytoplasm.